Molecule: messenger RNA, 2119 nt
Organism: Sclerotinia trifoliorum
Lineage: Eukaryota; Fungi; Ascomycota; Leotiomycetes; Helotiales; Sclerotiniaceae
Source: the annotation of a GenBank genome assembly
CAAAAUCGAAGACUCCUUAUCCAAUCGGACAGUAGUUUAUUCUAUUACUUUCAGUUUCGUGAACUUUUACGGACUUCCUAUCACAGUUACACCAAGCUGGUUAUCUUUGCAUCAUGCAGUCUGCCAUGGUAGCAACUCCAAACUCUUCUGAUUCCAUAUUUUUCAUCCAACCAUCAUUGCCACUUGAUGAAGCGCCGGUUUACCUAAAAAGAAUUACGAAUCAGCAAUAAUGUUAUUAUUCACCAUUGCUAUCAUGUAUGUUGCCGGCCAGAUAACCAUUAUGUCAAGAUUCCCCUAUCAUUUCUUGACAGGAUAAGACCAUACCCAGAAGUUAGGCCAAUUGACCUAUGAUAUUGAAUGUCUCGAUCUACAAUGCAUCUAAGCUGCACCAGCACAGAAAACCAUAUAAGGUGAUGGCGGCAUCUAUGAAAUACACAGUUCCUACUCCCUCAUUUUCGUUGUUCAGUUCUAUUUCUCAUGAUGUUUGCCCAUAUUAUUACCCUCGCCGCACUUUAUACGGGUGUACUCGCGCAUGGCGAGCAUGAAGGUCAAAUUCCAAUUGCUGGACCACACAAAUCAUUGUGGUAUAACACUUUACCUGGAGAUGGUGGUACUCAAGUAUGUUCAUUCAUGGAAGAGUAGUUUAGGAAGCCAACUGAAAAUAAUCAGGCUGAUUCCGUGUUCUCGGGCAUCUCGACGUUUGGUAGAUUACCAUAUUCUCCAUGCUUAGCAACAGACGACGUGAAAUAUGACAUUGCAUUCAUCGGUAUGUCGUCAUGUUACUUGUGAUCCUUCAGUUUCUGGUAAAGGAAAUGUGAAUUGAUCUUUUUCAGGGGCCCCAUUCGACACCGGAACUUCAUAUAGACCAGGAGCUCGAUUUGGGCCUUCUGGAAUUAGACAGGGCUCAAGACGUCUCAAUCUCUAGUACGUUUUCAUCUUCUACAAUUUACCAUAGUACUAUCGAUCCGUAUACAUUAACUCACACGUUUUCUGAAUUUAGUGGAGGAUACAAUGUUCCCCUAGCCACAAAUCCUUUUGAUAGUUGGGCAACAGUGAUCGACUGUGGGGAUAUCCCGGUCACAUCGUAUGUUCACAUGUCCACUUGUCCACAUCAACCAUAUAUAUGGUGCUAAACAACUUUCAUCUUAGCUAUGACAACUCCUGGGCCCUUCAUCAAAUCGAAGAAGGCCACAACUCAAUUCUCUCCCGCGCGCCCGCGACUGACUCUAAAAAGCUCGGACCCGCCAAAAACGGGAAAACCCUUCCUAGGGUCAUCACAUUAGGUGGAGAUCAUACAAUUACUCUCCCGCUACUUCGUUCCAUCAACCGUGCAUAUGGUCCCAUCUCCGUCGUCCACUUUGACUCACAUCUGGAUACUUGGAAACCAAAAGUAUUCGGUGGAAGUCCAUCGAAAGUUGCUUCCAUCAACCAUGGCACUUAUUUCUAUCACGCUGCUCAAGAGGGCUUACUCGCCAACGACACGAAUAUCCAUGCUGGUAUUAGGACUACUUUGAGUGGCCCUAGCGACUAUGAAAAUGAUGGCUACUGCGGAUUUGAAAUUGUGGAAGCGAGAGAAAUCGAUACGAUUGGUAUGGAUGGUAUCAUUAAGAAAAUCCGAGAUCGUGUCGGACUCGAAAAACCAGUUUACUUAUCAAUCGAUAUCGAUACUUUAGAUCCAGCCUGUAAGUCUAUCCUGCACCUUCGUAUCUUUUCCUACAGAACACUAACUCCCGAAAAGUUGCACCCGCAACCGGUACCCCUGAAACAGGCGGCUGGUCUACAAGAGAGCUGAGAACUAUUUUAAGAGGAUUAGAAGGUAUUAACUUAAUCGCAGCGGAUAUUGUCGAGGUGGCUCCUGCGUAUGAUACGAAUGCUGAACAUACUACUAUGGCUGCCGCGGAUGCACUUUAUGAAGUGCUUAGUUUGAUGGUUAAGAAAGGGCCGUUGAGUUUGAUGAUGGAGGGGAAGACGGAGAGCAAAGUGGAAAUUUAGAAGAGAGGGAUUGGGGGAUUUUCGAGAAUGAUCGAUCUAUUGUCAUGGAGGGAGUUUGUUGGUUUGCGGGGAUUUGUGAUAGUGUAGUGUAGCAGAUUGGUGCAGUGUGGCAGAAUAUAAUGAGAUA